Messenger RNA from Malania oleifera, 1118 nucleotides. RefSeq lists its product as uncharacterized. Bases 404 to 754 code for a protein of 116 amino acids. The transcript is spliced from 3 exons. Gene Ontology annotation, cellular component: endomembrane system. The record is from RefSeq and is a predicted model, not a curated record. NCBI's taxonomy places the organism in Eukaryota, Viridiplantae, Streptophyta, Magnoliopsida, Santalales, Ximeniaceae.
CCUCGAUAAAGAUGCCCACACAACGCUCAUGAGUGCUUCUACGCUGUCUGGGCUUGUUUACCGGUGGGCUAGAGCUUGGCCCAUUCUUGAGUUUUCAUUAGAGGGUCCAAUAGAGUGAGGCUGGGGUUAGAAGUGUAAAUUCGUGAAUUUAUCGCCUGAUUUCGGUUUCGGUUCCUGGAAAAUCCCAAUCUAACAAGCUUCCAUUUUGCUUUUCAACCAGAACGAACCCUAAUCCCUAAAUCAGUAAAAUAAGUGAGAACGAUGCUGAUCAGACAGUGAGCGACUGCGAGAGGCUUCAUCUUCGUUCAAACACGGAAGACCACCUCCGGCUGGCGGUGUUACGGCCAUACACGGUAUUUGGGACAUAUUUUUGUGAACUAUCUACAAUUGGAGUUUGAUUGACAUGGCAACUAAGCGACACGUUGGUUAUAGUCCUCUCCCUGGUGAUGAUGAUAAUGAUGCUUAUGGGGGAAGAUCGAAUGACCCUCGGUUUGACUAUACACCCAAGUCUUUUGAUAAAAUCCCAUGGAAAUCCAUUGCACUUGCACUUUUCCUUCUCUUUCUUGGAUCAUUGCUUCUCUUCCUUUCAUUCUUCAUCUUAACCGGUCACAUGGGAGGAGAGCGCUCCCAAGCCUAUGGGCUUUUAGCCCUUGGAAUUCUCACUUUCCUCCCAGGUUUUUAUGAGACUCGCAUUGCAUAUUACUCUUGGAGAGGUGCGCAAGGCUAUCGCUUUGCUUCCAUUCCCGAUUAUUAACCAAAGCAUGUGGCUGUGGCUGUGGCUGUGGCUGUGGCUGCUGAAUCAAGCCAUAAUCUAUGAAACGACUUCACACCUCCCCAUUGUAUUUAUUAAUAGAACCACAAGGAUCCAUCGUCUGUAUGUUUGCUCCUAUGCUCGGUAAUUAUAACUCUUCAAUUAGAUUCUCUUGCCGUAACCUGUUUCUGUUGUAUAUGGAAAGCUCUUGUGUAUGGGACUAAAAAGAAGGCGAGAGAGAGAGAGAGAGAGAGAGAGAGAGAGUUUCAGGGAGGAGGCAAAAGGAAUGCUGUCUGCUUGGGCUUCCAUUGCCAACCCAACCCUUCUCUCGUGUAAUGAAGGAAUGACUGCGUUGAAACUUGCUCCA